Babesia microti strain RI is the source of this 360-nucleotide messenger RNA. Its product is annotated as NifU-like scaffold protein, putative (NifU). Gene Ontology annotation, biological process: iron-sulfur cluster assembly. The coding region runs from base 1 to 360 and encodes 119 amino acids. Gene Ontology annotation, cellular component: mitochondrion. The record is from RefSeq and is a predicted model, not a curated record. Gene Ontology annotation, molecular function: iron-sulfur cluster binding; iron ion binding. Lineage: Eukaryota; Apicomplexa; Aconoidasida; Piroplasmida; Babesiidae. The transcript is spliced from 2 exons.
AUGUCUAUAAUGGUAUUUCCAAUGUGUUUGUCAUAUUGCAUAACAAAUGUAGUUAAACAAAGGACCUUGUACUCACUUCACCCUAAAAAUAUAGCAGAUGAGUUUGAUUAUCGCAAACCAUUAAACGUAGCAAAUGUAGAACAGGUAUUAAACUUAAUUAGACCUUCAUUGCAAUCAGAUGGCGGCGAUUGUAAGCUUAUUUGCCUAGAAAAUUCAACUGUUAUUAUCGAGCUUAUGGGUAAUUGUGUCAAUUGUCCUAUGAAAAAUGAAACGGUUAAAAAUGGCAUUGAGGCCAGUUUACAAAAAUAUCUACGCUCCGUAGAUCCCAUAAGAGUUAUUAUACGAAGCGAUGAUAGUUAA